This is a messenger RNA of Ricinus communis (castor bean), 5901 nucleotides long. RefSeq lists its product as uncharacterized. The record is from RefSeq and is a predicted model, not a curated record. Bases 275 to 5509 code for a protein of 1744 amino acids. The transcript is spliced from 11 exons. Lineage: Eukaryota; Viridiplantae; Streptophyta; Magnoliopsida; Malpighiales; Euphorbiaceae. Gene Ontology annotation, cellular component: nucleus; exosome (RNase complex).
AAAAAGGACAGUAAAGGUAUUUUGUCCGAUGUUAGAGAGAAGACUCGUUGUUGUAGCAGUAGCAGUAGAGUCGCCUCCCCGGUACACUUCUGACGUUCAUUGAUAUCCUCACACUCACAAAGUCUUCUUGCCAUUUUUAAGCGUGUGUCAACCGUCAACCAAAACGCCGAAGCUUGAAAUAGAAGAAGAAGAAGAAGAAGAAGAAGAAGAAGAGAGAGAGAGAGAGAGGAUUCAACUUCUAUUUCUAGAGAGAGAAACAAACAAACACGAAUAAAUGGAUAACAAUAAUAAUAUUAACGAUGAUGAGCUCAAAAUCAAAACCAAUUCUAAAGCCUUAAAUUCUCAAAACCCUAGUAAUAAUAAUCCACCUCUUCCCGGAACCACCAGAGAAGAAGGCGAGCUCUCUUCUUCCGAAGACGACGACGACUCGAUUGCACCUAUAGGGCCUACUCCUGUUCCUCCAUUCAACAAAGCCGUCCAGCUCAGGCAUCACAUCUCAUUCGCAGGUAAGGCUACUUUUUCCAAGAAUCCUGCAAAGUCUGUUGAUGUUCAGUCCCGUCCCUCUCUGCAACCAAAUAAUGACAAGAGCUUUGAGAAGAAUCGAGUGCCUCUUAAAUCUGCUAAUUCUGGAUGGCAUGCGCCUCCAGGGCCAAAUUCUAACCUAGUAAUAAGCUUCUCAGAUGAUGACACAGGAAGUGAAUCAGAAGAUUACAAAUCUGGGAAAGCUUUAGAAUACAAACAGAAGACUGCUGGAGUGGACAGUAAUCAGAGACCACCUUCUUCUCUUUUAGCAGCAAAAUCAAACAAAUUACAAUUGACUGCCAGAAAUGUAAACAAAGUGAUGCCCAAGAAGUCUCUUAGUCGCACAUUUAACUCAGCAACAACAAAGAUUAAUGGAGGAGCACAUUCGAGGGGUGCUGGGUCCUCAUCAGUUGAUCAAAUAUCUCGAGUUAGAAAUUUUAAUACCACCAAUAGAAACUUGUCUAACCAAGAGUAUGGUUCUGAUCAAGGUCUGGGUAUGAACAACGCUAAACUUCAGGACUUGAGGCUGCAGAUUGCACUUCGAGAAAGAGUACUGAAGCUUAAGGCUGCCCAUCAGAAUAAGGAAUCUGCUUCGGUUUCAGGAAGGGAUUACAGUUUUGUGAACUUAGCUGCUCAUGCAACCAGGACAUCUAAUGCAACCUCUGUAAGAGCUCGAGAAUUAGAAGCAAAAGAGCAGGAUAACAAACGUUUAAAAAUCAUGGGUUCUACCCAGCUAGCAUCUGAUAGGCAACAAGAGAUACAUGCUGUAAAAUCAACUAUUCCAUUGAAAGAGCAAGCAUUGAGAAGCAAUAGUUUGCUGGAUAGAGUUAUGGUUCAUCGUGGCCUAAAAGGAAGUCCCACAAGAAGGACAGAGUCAAGUAUUGUUAAAUCGAAAGAGCAAGUUGAUAAGCGAGUGGAUACUUCAUCAGAGAGUUUACCUAGUGGAUUAAAAGAAGGGGUAAAUGUCAAUAUUAAUCGCAUUCAGACUGACAGGUGCAAUAUGCAGGUGGAACCUUUAACAAAUAUCAAAUCAAGUGUGUUGCUGAAGUAUACAAACAGUGUCGAGUUGAAUCAACCAGUUAAGAGUGGUGGACACCAGCCCCCAGGUUCUUUUUCAAAGACAACAAGUGGUGAACAGCAUUUAAUGAGCGGUGGUGAGGAUCAUGAACACAUAUUGAAUGAUAGGAGAGUUGGUGAAGCAUUGAACAAGGUUUGUCAGGCAUCUUUGGACAAUGGAAACCCGUGGAAUUAUUUUGGUGCUCUAAAUGUCUCAGCACAUAAUAAUGUAGAUAUGAAUUCGUUAGUUGAAAUGGAGGAAUCAUUGGACAAGGAGCUUGAGGAAGCACAAGAGCAGAGGCACAUAUGCGAAAUUGAAGAAAGAAAUGCGCUUAAAGCUUAUCGAAAAGCCCAGAGAGCUUUGGUUGAGGCUAAUUCUAGAUGUGCUGAACUCUAUCACAAAAGGGAACUGUACUCUGCUCAUUUUCGAUCUUUAGUUUUGAAUGACUCCACUUUGUUAUGGUCCACGAGAAACCGUGAACAUGUUGGGAUUGCCCUGAACCAUACGGACAAUGGAUCUAGAAAUUUGGAACUAAUGCCACCUUCAAGCCAUCCGGAGAGGCCUGAUUAUGAUGGUCGGAAUCAACCAGGGUUUGAUUCAAACAUCCAGUGUGCCAGUGGAGCUCCACUGAGAACACCUUAUAUGCAUGCUAAUGGGCAAAAUUUGGGGUCUGAACCAUGUAGUGAACCAGAUGCAAGCACGUCUGAGCCAUUGCAUCUGAACCGCAAAACUGCGUUAAACAUAGGAAGUUCUCCUUCAAAUGAUCCUAAUUUUUCAGCAGAUGAUGAUGAGGAGACAUCUCCAUUAGACCAUGAAACUGUGCAACCCAAUUACAAAAUUCAGCAAAGAGAAGAAAGUUCUGUGGGAAGGCAAAAAGACAGCAUCAAUCAGUUAAACAAAAUAUCCUCCGAUGAUUGUUCCCCAGAUUCUUUGACUCUUGAGGCAACAUUAAGGUCUGAACUAUUUGCUCGGCUAGGAAGGAGGAAUUUGUCAAAGAAUAGUAGUUCGCUUAACCUAGAUCCUGCAGAUGAGCUGGGGACUGAAAAUGACAAUGGUAGUGAAAGAACUCAGACAAGCAAUGGCAGUUUUUUGGUAUCAGAAGAAGAAAGAAAUCAGGAAUUUGAUCUUGGAGGUAAUGAUCAGCAUGAGAGAAAUAUUUCUGGAGUUCCUGUCAAUAUCCAGAACCAGAGAAAGAAUGAUGAUGAAUAUUUUAGUAUAUGUCAUCUGUCAGCAACUAUCAUAUAUUCACCUAAUUUGGUUUUGAGGAGCGCAUUUGGUCAUAUGAAAGACACGUUUGCACUCACUUCAACAGGAUUCCAAAGUCAAAAAAGUGAACGAGAUGACACUUGUGAUUGUAACGAUGAAGCUGGUUCUAUCAACACUGAGGAAAUUGACCAUGGCAUUACCAUAGCAAACCCUAUGGAGGAGAGUGCUAAGGAUGUAUGUGGUAAUGAUUUUGGCUCUUUUACCUGCAAUUUUAUAGUUGAUCCCUUUUGGCCACUCUGCAUGUAUGAACUCCGAGGAAAAUGCAACAACGAUCAAUGUCCUUGGCAACAUGUUAGAGACUUCUCCAAUGGGAAUGUAGGGAAACAUCAGCAUGAUACUUCUGAUAGUUCUGACUGUCAGGUUGGAUUAACAUUACAUCAAAAGAAGUGCAACGGUGGAACACUUCCAAAUUCUCAGUGUGUUUUGACUGCACCGACUUAUAUAGUUGGCUUAGAUAUUUUGAAAUCUGAUUCACAUUCAUUUGACUCUGUUGUCACAUGGGGAAAUGGACAAUGCUGGCAGAAAUGCUUCAGUAUCUGCAUAGCUUUAUCAAAUUUACUGCAAAAAGAUUUGCCUGCUGAUGAGCCCUUUUUGCACGGCAGUGAUGGUCGUAUAGAGGUUCAGAAGAAUUGGGACAAGCAGUUAUCAUACUUCCAGAGUAGAAACAGCAUAGUGAAUCAUCUGAAUCAAAUGUUACCUUCUAAUUUGCAAUCUGUGGAAGUGGCCUUUCUUAUGCUCAAUCAGGAAGUAAACAAACUAGAGGGUAUGAAAAAGGCUCUCUCUGUACUUUCACGAGCUAUUGAGGCUGAUCCCAAAUCUGAAAUUCUGUGGAUAACAUAUCUCUUUAUUUAUUAUGGCAAUGUGAAAUCAGUUGCGAAGGAUGACAUGUUCUCCUAUGCGGUCAAACACAAUGACAGGUCUUAUGGAGUUUGGCUUAUGUAUAUCAACAGUCGUACACGUCUUGAUGAUCGGUUAGUUGCAUAUGAGUCUGCCCUCACAGCACUUUGCCACCAGUUAUCAGCUUAUGAAAAGGAUGAGAUGUAUGCUAGUGCAUGCAUCUUAGACAUGUUUUUGCAGAUGAUGGACUUUUUGUGUAUGUCUGGGAAUGUCGAGAAGGCCAUUCAGAAAAUAUGUGGACUCUUUUCUGUGGCAACUAAUUCAGAUCAGUGUCAUUGUUUGCUGCUCUCUGAUAUCCUUGCAAGCUUAACAAUCUCUGACAAGUGUAUGUUCUGGGUUUGUUGUGUGUACUUAGUUAUGUACAGGAAAUUGCCAGAGGCUGUUGUACACAAAUUUGAAUGUGACAAAGAACUCCUUGCCAUUGAAUGGCCUUGUGUUCAUUUAUUAGAUGAAGAUAAGCAGAUGGCUACUAAACUCGUAGAGAUGGCAAUGAAUUUUGUGAAAUUGUAUGUGAAUAGUGAAUCAGUCGUAAACGAGGCCAGUCUGAGAUCACUGCAAUAUUUUGGUCUUUGCCAUACUAGAUGUGUGGCAGCACUUCAUGGUUUAGAGUGCUGUAGGAGUCUGUUGGAUGAAUAUAUGAAGUUGUACCCAGCCUGCUUAGAAUAUGUACUUGUAUCUGUGAGGGUUCAAAUGACUGAUUCUGAGGGGUUUGAGGAAGCCCUUAGGAACUGGCCAAAGGAAGCCCCAGGAAUCCAUUGCAUCUGGAAUCAAUAUAUUGAAUAUGCCCUCCAAAAGGGAGGUCCUGAUUUUGCAAAAAGAGUAAUUGUUCGUUGGUUCAACUCAUUUUCAGUAGUUCAAUAUUCUCAAAAAGAAAAGUUGGAUGCUAUAGGUACCAGUAGCUCACAUGCAUCCUUGGAAUUGGCUUCAGCAGAAAAUACAGACUUCUUGACAUCCAGUUCUAACCACUUGGAUCUGAUGUUUGGGUAUCUUAAUCUCUCUAUUGCUAAAUUGUUGCAUAAUGAUCAGAUUGAGGCUCGUAAUGCCAUUGACAAAGCAUUCAAGGCUGCUGCUCCACCAUUCUUUGAGCAUUGCUUGAGAGAACAUGCCAUGUUUUUGCUUAUGAAUGAUUCACAAUUAAACGAAGAUGCUUCUAUCAGUAAAUGCCUGAAUGUAUUGAAUGGUUAUUUGGAUGAUGCCCGGGCUUUCCCUGUUUCUGAGCCAUUAUCUAGAAGAUUCAUUAACAAAAUAGAGAAGCCAAGAGUGAAGCAGUUAAUUGGUAAUAUGCUUAGUCCAGUUUCAUUUAAUUUUUUUUUAGUGAACUUGGUUCUUGAAGUGUGGUAUGGACCUUCUCUUCUACCCCAGAAUUUUAGACAGCCAAAGGAACUGGUUGAUUUUGUUGAAGCCAUCUUGGAGAUAGUUCCAUCUAACUACCAACUAGCUUUUUCUGCUUGUAAGCUGUUGAGCAAAGGCGAGAACUUUAUUGAUGUUCCUUCUGGCAGUAUGUUGUACUGGGCAAGCAUAACCUUGGUCAACUCAAUAUUUCAUGCUAUCCCAAUAGCUCCAGAGUAUGUAUGGGUUGAUGCUGCUGGUUUUUUAGAUGAUAUUGCAGGUAUUGAGUUAAUCUGUGAGAGAUUUUACAGGAAAGCUUUAUCUGUCUAUCCAUUUUCCAUCAAACUGUGGAAUUGCUAUUAUAACCUGUCUAAGACUAGAGGACAUGCGACCUCUGUUUUAGAAGCGGCAAGAGAGAAGGGCAUUGAACUUGGUUGAAAUUUUGUUAAAGAAGUGCAAGUCGGAUAGGAUCAGCUUUGAGUAAAAUUUAUCAGUGGCCGGUUUCAGUAGUCGAUAAAAGGCAGAGGCUGAUCUGUAUAGAUGAUGCAUUGGAUCUGUUAGUUGAACACAUUUUCCUUUAUAAGAUGUGAAACUAGGAUAACUGAAAUGCACAGGAUAGGAACAUGAUGAACAGGUUUUAAUUAUAGGUGUGAAGAUUGUUUUUCCCUCCUUUUGCUCAGCCUCGUCAUAAAUUGUUCUUCUUUCCCAGUAUACCACAGUUUGAUGAUGGCUUUUACCACACUUUUGUCUUUUGCUUAACUGUAAUUACCGAGAUUUUGUAUUGAAUACAAAUUGAUAUAUAGUUGAAACGAAUACAUACUUUUCUGUGA